Molecule: messenger RNA, 747 nt
Organism: Propithecus coquereli (Coquerel's sifaka)
Lineage: Eukaryota; Metazoa; Chordata; Mammalia; Primates; Indriidae
Product: RNA-binding protein 44-like
Exons: 6
Coding region: 1-747 (248 amino acids)
Molecular function (GO): nucleic acid binding
Source: RefSeq, a predicted model, not a curated record
AUGAUUAAGCAGGUAGUGGCCAAUCAGAAUUUAUCGAGUAAUUCAGCUAAGAAGGAAUUAGGAUCGGCACUACUGUCUCUUUUGGGAGACUUAAAAGUUAGAUAUGUGAAUUUGAAAGAAAAAAUACACAAGGGCAUACCACUGGAAGAGCUGCCCCCACUGUCAGUAGAAUCAAAAUUGUUAUCUACCUUCUCUACUUUUGCUUCCAGGCUGAUGAAAGAAGAAUCACAUGUCUUUUCAGGAGCAGAUUCUGAACUAGAUAAUCAAAGUGCUCAGGAUGUUGAUGUUUCUUCCAACCUAAAAAAGACACUCUCUCAAGUAAACUGUAGAAAUUACCAAGAAAUAAGUGAAGACUGGUUUGAUGCUAAAGAAAACCUGACAGGAGUUGACUUCUCAGGAAUACAGGAAAAUCAAAUAGAACAAGAUAAAUGGAAUCCGAAAUAUGCAUCUCUUGCUUUCAAAAAAAACAGUGAUGCUAAGAUGGCUGUGAAAGAAAUGAAUGGGCUAGAAAUAAAUGGAAAAUCAGUAAAUGUGCGACUCGUUAAAAUUCCCGGAGAAUACCCAUCACCACUUGCCUCCAAAUAUGAGAAUAAAACUAGUUUGAAUAAUUUGGAGAAAAGCACCAACAAAGAAAUCAACUCAGCCAUCCCUGUUCCUAAAUUGCCCAGAACUAGGCCAAGGCAGCUGGGAUCUGAGCAAGACAGUGAAUUUUUUUCUUUUGACCGAAAGGUUAGUUUUCUUGAUUGA